Molecule: messenger RNA, 5470 nt
Organism: Malurus melanocephalus (red-backed fairy wren)
Lineage: Eukaryota; Metazoa; Chordata; Aves; Passeriformes; Maluridae
Gene: MYOM1
Product: myomesin 1
Exons: 39
Coding region: 1-5373 (1790 amino acids)
Molecular function (GO): protein binding
Source: RefSeq, a predicted model, not a curated record
AUGAUGUCUUUACCUUUCUACCAGAGACACCACGAGCACUACGACCGCGCGUACCGCCACAAAGCGCUGUCGUCCACCGUCAGCCAGUACCAAAAGGAAACCAAGAGCAGAUCGGCCGUCUACGCUCAAGGAUCUGCAGCUUAUGCCAGGAGUUCCACUGCCUCUCGCCACUCGUCUGCAGCAGGCUUCAGCCUYGACUCCUCAGCAGCCUACAGCCAUGGCUCCUCAGCCUACGAGCUGGAUUCGGCAGCCUACAGCUAUGGAUCCGCAGCCUACGACCACUCUGCCMUGCACAGUAAGAGAUCUGCUGCCUACAGCCUGGACUCGGAGGCGCUCAGCACCAGCUCAGCUGCCUACAGCCGUGGAUCUGAAUCCAUCAACAAGCUGGCUGCAGCCUACAGGCUGGGAUCUGAAGCCUACAGUUUGGGACUGAAAAAUUCCAAUUUAAUGAUAGAGGAUCAAUCCUAUAAGAUGAGUCCCAAAGCCAAGAGAGCAAAACAGAGCUUGGUAUCGGAGGACAAAGAGAACGAAGCCAUAGACUACUCAGUGCCCAUAUUCACAGGACGAGAAGUAAAUAUCAGUGGUAUCACAGACACUGAAGAAGAGAGAAUUAAAGAAAGUGCUGCGUAUGUUGCCAAGAGGAACCUUUUUGCCACAGGUGAAGGAGUCAGUGUCAGCAAGGUGGCCAAGACAACUUCUGAAGAGGAACACCAUGAAAAAAAAUCAAGGAAAGUAGCGAUCCGGGAGUCUGCUGAACGUGUGGCCAUGAAGAAAACGCUAGAAGAGACUCAGGCAUUCCAUAAAAAGUUGAAUCAAGAUGGCCUCUUACAUGCUCCUGAGUUUAUCAUCGAGCCUCGUUCCCACACUAUCUGGGAAAAAGAAAAUGUUAAAUUUAAUUGUUCCGUGGCUGGCUGGCCAGCACCCCGUGUUACAUGGUACAAAAAUAACGUGCCCAUUGAUGUACAGACUCACCCUGGCAAGUAUAUCAUUCAAAGUCGAUAYGGGCUGCACUCCCUGGAGAUUAGCGAAUGUGAAUUUGAUGACACUGCCCAGUAUCGUGCCUCUGCCAUGAAUGUUAAAGGAGAAGUUUCGGUUUAUGCUUCCCUCGUGGUAAAGAGGUACAAAGGAGAAAUUGAUGCAAGUCUUUUGCAUGCUAGAAAUCUUUCCCUCUCUCCAUUUGCUGUUACCCCUCAUGGCUAUGCUUCCAGGUUUGAAAUCAGCUUUGUAGACAAAUUUGAUGUAGCCUUUGGAAGAGAAGGUGAGACAAUGAGUCUGGGCUGCACAGUUGUCAUCAAUCCUGAUAUCAAGCGCUUCAAACCAGACAUUGAGUGGUACAGAAACGGUGUUCCUAUUACACCCUCCAAAUGGGUCCUGAUGCAGUGGAGUGGGGAGMGAGCCACUUUAACACUGACCCACGCAAACAAGGAGGAUGAAGGUCUUUACACUCUGCGGGUGGCCAUGGGAGAGUACUACGAAGAGUACAGYGGUUAUGUCUUUGUUCGAGAUGCUGAUGCUGAAAUCCCUGGAGCCCCUGGUGCACCACUGGAUGUGCAGUGCUUGGAUGCCAACAAAGAUUAUGUCAUUGUCUCCUGGAAACAACCUGCUGUCGAUGGAGGAAAYCCUAUCCUUGGAUAUUUCAUUGACAGGUGUGAGGUCGGCACCUCCCACUGGACCCAGUGCAAUGAGAAUCCCGUGAAGUUUGCUCGCUUUCCUGUCACUGGUCUGAUUGAAGGCCGUUCCUACAUUUUCCGAGUCCGAGCUGUGAACAAAGCUGGCGUCAGCCUGCCAUCCCGGGUGUCRGAGCCCGUGGCUGCUCUGGAUCCUGCAGACAGAGCCAGGCUUAAAAGUCACCCUUCUGCUCCUUGGACUGGACAGAUUAUUGUGACUGAGGAAGAACCUGCAGAGGGUGUUGUUCCUGGUCCCCCCACAGACCUCCGAGUUAUUGAGGCCACCAAGAACUAUGUUGUGCUUAGCUGGAAACCUCCCGGACAGCGGGGCCAUGAGGGUAUCAUGUACUUUGUGGAAAAGUGCGUUGCUGGCACAGAGGAAUGGCAAAGGGUGAACACCGAGAUCCCCGUGAAAUCCCCUCGCUUUGCAGUUUUUGAUUUGUCUGAAGGCAAAUCCUACUGCUUCCGAGUUCGCUGCUGCAAUUCAGCUGGAAUUGGUGAACCCUCAGAAGCAACUGAAGCCACUGUAGUGGAUGACAAACUUGAUAUUCCCAAAGCUCCUGGCCGUAUUAUGCCAACUAGGAACACAGACACUUCAGUUGUUGUCACUUGGACAGAGCCCCCAGAUGCCAAGGAGCUGGUUGGGUACUACAUUGAGUCAAGUGUGGAAGGAUCUGGUCGUUGGGAACCAUGCAACAACAAUCCAGUGAAAGGCACAAGAUUCGUUUGCCACGGGCUCAGCAAUGGUGAGAAGUACAUUUUCCGAGUCAGAGCUGUUAAUGCAGCCGGGCUCAGUGAAUUUUCACAGGAAUCAGAGCCUAUAGAGGUGAAAGCAGCCAUUGGGGAAGGAUUGCCUCAUGGUGUGUGUCCUGAACUGAGUGGUAAAGCUGCUGGACUAACAGACCGCACUACCAGCUGGGAAGGCAUGCAUGGGGCCUCCCAGCCUAUCUUUGACACAGAUGCUUUGCUAAAAUGCAACGCUAAAUUUAAUAGAGAGACACUACCCAGUAGCUGUGACAAACUGGGGAGUACAGGAGACAGUAACACCAGAGAAAUGGUUAAGGACGUUGUCACGUCUGCACCACAAAAAGCUGCUGCUAAGCAGGCAAGUAAGUCUCAACCCAGGGAUCUCUUGACAGUGGAAAAAGUUACAAAGAAGAAAGAUACAGCUCCUCCAUCUCCACCUUAUGACAUYGUGGUACUCGAGAGUGUUCGUGACUCGAUGGUGCUGGGAUGGAAACAGCCUGAAGCCAUUGGGGGAACUGAAAUCACCGGCUACUACGUGAACUACCGGGAAGUGGUGGAUGGAGUUCCUGGGAARUGGAAGGAGGCCAACAUCAAGGCUGUUACUGAGAGGGCAUACAGGAUCCAAGACCUGAAGGAAAACAUGGUGUACCAGUUCCAGGUGGCUGCUGCUAACCUGGCRGGGCUUGGGAGACCCUCCAAACCCAGCAAUCCCUUCAAAUGYGAAGAAUGGAGCAUUGCUGUGCCUGGGCCACCUCAUGAUGUCAAAUGCACAGAAGUYAGGAAGGACUCUCUGGUUUUGCUGUGGAAGGAGCCAGUUUACUCUGGUCGUAGUCCCGURGUGGGUUAUUACGUUGACAUGAAGGAAACUGAAGCAAAGGAGGAACGCUGGAGAAGUGUCAAUGAGAAGCCGCUUCAAAAGAAAUACUUGAAGAUAAGUGGCCUAACUCAAGGUGUGAGCUACGUGUUUCGUGUGCGGGCAACAAACCAGGCYGGUGUUGGGAAACCAUCAGAUGUCACAGAUGCUGUCAUAGCUGAAACACGACCAGGAACCAAGGAAGUGGUGGUUGAUGUAGAUGACAAUGGAGUMAUUUCCUUGAACUUCGAGUGUGAUCAGAUGUCUCCAGACUCUAAGUUCAUUUGGUCCAAGAACUACGAACCAAUUGAGGAUGACUCUCGACUGAACAUCGACACCAAAGGCGGAAAGUCAAAACUUUCCUUUAAGGAUCUUGGAGAAGAUGAUUUGGGAAUUUACUCUUGUAUUGUCACGGACACMGAUGGAGCUUCAUCAAGCUACACAAUUGAUGAGGAAGAAAUGAAACGCCUGCUUGCCCUGAGCCAUGAACGCCAAUUCCCGACUGUCCCACUYACCUCUGAGCUGGCAGUGGAAAUCUUGGAAAAAGGAGAAGUGAGAUUCUGGCUGCAAGCUGAAAAGCUGUCUGGCAAUGCAAAGGCCAACUUUGUGUUCAAUGAUAAGGAGAUUUUCAAUGGAGAGAAAUAUAAAAUGAAGGUGGACCAGAAGACAGGCCUUAUUGAAAUGAUUAUGGAUCAACUUGAGGAAAAGGAUGAAGGCACUUACACUUUCCAGCUGCAGGAUGGAAAAGCAACCAAUCAAUCKAGUCUUGUCCUCAUUGGCGAUGUAUUCAAGAAGCUACGGGAUGAAGCAGAUUUCCAGAGAAAAGAGUGGCACAGGAAACAAGGUCCUCAUUUCGUGGAUAAACUGGGAUGGGAAGUUACYGAUGAGUGUAAUGUGAUGUUGAAAUGUAAGGUGGCUAACAUUAAGAAGGAAACACACAUUGUGUGGUACAAAGAUGACAGGGAGAUAAUGGUAGAUGAAGAACAUGACUUUAAGGAUGGUGUGUGUACRCUGCUGAUAUCAGAGUUUUCUAAGAAAGAUGCUGGCACAUACGAGGUCAUACUGAAGGAUGACAGAGGAAAGGACUCCAGUGAGCUAAAGCUGAAGGACACAGCUUUUGCAGAUCUGAUGAAUGAAGUAUGCAGAAGGAUUGCUUUAUCUGCAACAGACCUGAAAAUCCAGAGCACAGCUGAGGGUAUCAGRCUGUACUCCUAUGUCACUUAUUACGUGGAAGAUUUGAGAGUAGGCUGGGUGCACAAUGAUACCCAGAUUAAGUUCACAGACCGAAUGAGGACUGGUGUCACCGGGGAGCAGAUCUGGUUGCAGAUCAAUGAGCCAACUCCACAGGACAAAGGCAGAUAYAUAAUGGAACUCUUUGAUGGCAGUGAAACACACAAAAAGACAGUGGAUCUUUCUGGACAAGCAUUUGACGAAGCCUUUGCUGAGUUCCAGAGAUUAAAGCAAGCUGCGAUUGCAGAGAAAAAUCGUGCACGGGUACUUGGAGGUUUGCCCGAUGUUGUCACUAUCCAGGAGGGCAAGGCACUGAAUCUUUCUUGCACUGUMUGGGGAGAUCCCACCCCAGAGGUCUCAUGGCUGAAGAACGAAAAAUCCUUUGUCUCAGAUGCCAAUUGCAUCCUGAAGUUUGAAUCUGGAAAAAAUGUCAGCUUUUCCAUUUCUACUGUGUCCACACAAGACUCUGGGAAAUACAGCAUUGUGGUGAAAAACAAGUAYGGUACAGAGACCAGCGAUGUCACUGUGAUUGUGACGCCUGUGUCAGGGCAGGCUGACACAGCCCAAGGACACAAUCAGAACAAUAAAACUGCAUCUAAAAAGAAAAAAACARUGACAGCAAGCAAACAGAAGGAAGGGGGAAAGAAAGAUUUUAUUAAGCCACACGUAGAAGAAAUUACUGCUACAGAAGAGACACCUGAUCCAAAUGAAAUGCCCCCUGUGGAAACAGAAAAGGAUACAAAAAGCAACCAGCGCGCAGCAAAGAAGACUGAUGGAAAGGCAGGAGUAGCAGAAACAGUUCCUCAAUCCACAGAAAGCUUGGAUAGGCAGGGAAAGAAACCACCAGAAAAAGCAGCCUUGGGUAAACCCCACUGAACUGGAAUGAAGAAUGUGACCUUAUCACAAACUGGAUAAUAAAUUCAAGCUGAGAUUUCAUGAGCGGUAUAUUAACCAUAACUUUAAUAUUGAAGUU